UGCGGCCCGCCGACAGUGCCGCUGCGACCGCGCCGCCGCCACCACACCCGCAGCGCUCCCCACGACGCGAGUUUGAGACAAACUUUUCGAACUCGGAAAGAUGGCCGGAAAGUUUUAAUUACCGCACGAGAGGUUUAUGGGUUACGAUAUCGACGGUCUCCGCUGGUGAUGUGCGAUGGGCCCGCAGGAGGGAAGGGUUCGGCGGAGAUCGCAGUGCGCGCGAGUGGUGUUGGCGAGCUGCGCGUGGGCCUGCGCGCUGGCACUGGGCGCGCGCGCCGACGUCGACACCUCCACGGGGCUGGGGGACAACACCUUGACUAACACAGUUCUGGAGGAGCCGGAAUUCACCGAUGUUAUACAAAACGUAACUGUUCCGGCCGGGAGGAGCGUCCGGCUGGCCUGUUCCGUGAAAAACCUGGGCUCCUACAAGGUGGCAUGGAUGCACUUCGAGCAGUCGGCCAUCUUGACUGUGCACAACCACGUGAUCACGCGCAACCCGCGUGUCAGCGUGACGCACGACAAGCACCGCACGUGGUUCCUGCACAUCAGCGACGUGCGCGAGGAGGACCGCGGCCGCUACAUGUGCCAGAUCAACACCGUCACCGCCAAGACUCAGUUCGGAUAUCUACAUGUUGUCGUUCCCCCGUCGAUCGACGACUCGUUGAGCUCGAGCGACGUCAUCGUCCGAGAGGGGGCGAACGUCACCCUGACGUGUCGCGCUAAUGGCUCUCCUAAGCCGACCAUCAAGUGGAAGCGGGAUGACAACUCAAAAAUCUCCAUCAGCAAGAGCCAUUCAGUGUCGGAGUGGGAGGGCGAGGUGCUAGAGAUGGCGCGCAUCUCGCGGCUUGAUAUGGGCGCCUACCUGUGUAUAGCGAGCAACGGCGUGCCGCCCACUGUGUCCAAACGAGUCAAAGUCAGCGUUGAUUUUCCACCCAUGCUCUGGAUCCCGCACCAGCUGGUCGGAGCGCCACUGUACUACAACGUGACGCUGGAGUGUUUUACCGAAGCCCACCCCACCUCACUGAACUACUGGACCAGAGACGAUGGGCACAUGAUACACGAAAGCCCUAAAUACCACAUGGAAAAUACCGUGGGAUCGCCUUCCUACAAGACCCACAUGAAACUUCUCAUCAGAAACAUCAUAUCCGAGGACUACGGGACAUACAAAUGCGUCGCUAAAAAUCCCAGAGGGGAGUCGGACGGGACAAUCAGAUUAUACACAUCGUCACCACCGACAACGACGCCGGACCCCCUAGCGAUGACGGUGCCGCCACCGUCAAAGCCGCCGCGACGAGACACACCACUCACAGACAAAGGAACGAAGUAUCAGUCCAACUUGAAUGAAAUCGAUAAGGGGAAGCAGAAGUCUGACGAGGGGGGCGGGAAGACGCACCUCAACUGGGUGGGUGGUGCAUCACAAGUUACAGAUAACGCUGAGAGGAGAAGGUGCCAUCUAGAACUUGUCGUAGUUAUUUACGUCAUUGUAAACUUAGGAUUAUUUUAAAUGCACUUGUGUUACUUACUACAAAGUCAACGCAUGUUGAGAUUUUUGUUUUAACAAAUCAAAAUUUGAAAUUUUGUAAAUGGGACGUUUAAUCACAAAAACUAAAGAAAUAAGGAAUAGAUCGAUCACUCCAUGUUAACCUAGUCCGUAAUUAUAACGAAAAUAGAUUUUAAAUAUUUUAGACAUUCAA
Molecule: messenger RNA, 1694 nt
Organism: Aricia agestis (brown argus)
Lineage: Eukaryota; Metazoa; Arthropoda; Insecta; Lepidoptera; Lycaenidae
Product: lachesin-like
Exons: 9
Coding region: 176-1504 (442 amino acids)
Cellular component (GO): neuron projection
Source: RefSeq, a predicted model, not a curated record